GCGGCGUCGGCGGCGAGCUGAGGUGGAGGGAGGCUGCGGCGGCGACCGACACAGUGGCGGCGACGCCAUGGCAGGGCUCGCAGGAUCCCUGCUGCCUUGGUGACCCCAGGCUGACAGCCAGAGAGCACAGCGGCUCAGCUCCUGGAGAGUGAGGGCUGAAGAAAGCGGAGGGCAGCCGCCUGCGCCCGCUGACUCCCAUUGGGCCGGUUCCUGCAGCGGUGCCCGGCAGCCUUGGCGAGGUCCUGCCCAGCAGAGAUCAUGUAUUGCCUCCAGUGGCUGCUGCCCGUCCUCCUCAUCCCCAAGCCCCUCAACCCCGCCCUGUGGUUCAGCCACUCCAUGUUCAUGGGCUUCUACCUGCUCAGCUUCCUCCUGGAGCGGAAGCCUUGCACAAUUUGUGCCUUGGUCUUCCUAGCAGCCCUGUUCCUCAUCUGCUAUAGUUGCUGGGGAAACUGUUUCCUGUACCACUGCUCCGAUUCCCCGCUUCCGGAAUCAGCACACGACCCCGGCGUGGUGGGCACCUAACAGCCGCCCGUUAGCUCUCCGAGGAAGCAGAAGACGGGAGGGGAGGCAUUGGCGUGGGUCAUAAAGCAUUGGAGUUCCGAAUCCCGCAGCCCCGCGGGUGCUACAUUCCUGACGGCGCCUUGUUGGCCUGUGAUGUUUUAUCCUUAUAAUGUGAAUAAUGGCACUGCCCGGUGCUUUUAUUGUAGAGUCCUAUAGUUGUGGGUGGUCUUGUGUUUGUGUGUGUUCUGUCCCCACCUUGGUCCCAGCUGGCGGGAUGGCCACCCCCCUUGCCUCAUUACUGCGAGGAAUCUGUGCCCAUCCUGGUCAACCGCCCCAGCACGACCUGGGCAGAUAAAAUGCCAGACUCACCGUCCCCCCAGUGACGCCCCCCCGUCCAACCCCACCUGUCAGGGUCUCCUUCCUUCCCAAGGUGUUACUGUGACCCUGCAGUCCCUCUCCUGGCUUCCCUUUAGUUCUCCUCUGCCCCUCUCCUUUUUGGGGGAGCACCUGUCCACGACAGGGCUCGUCUUUGCACUUAUCUCGAACUUGAAGAGAUUGCUGACGCCCGAGAGCCUCGCUUUUCCAUCCCCCCUUCCCUGUUGGCAGGCCAGACAGAAACCUGUCUUGACUGUGUCCCGAAGUCUCCAGUAUUUUCCCCCCACUUCAUUUUUAAGGAAGUAGCAGCAGAGAGAUGUUGCUCUUCACCUGGCGUCUGGGCUCAUGCUUUCCCGCCCAGCCUGCCUUCCCCCUUGCCCUGCCUCCUGCCUUUCUCAGCCAUCCCCAGGAGGGGGGCCUCACUCAUCGUGUGUCCCAUGCAUGCUCCGCGGGACUGAGAUAUGGCGUGUUCGUGUAGAUCUAGCAGUCCUCAGCGAGUGAAUGAGCGAGCACGUGUGUGUUUGAUAGCAGCCACGACACGAUCCCCUGGAUAGGUGUUUGGCUAUUUCUUGGUGUGCCGUGAGUGUGUGUGUGUGUGUGUGCGCGCGCACGCACACGCGUGUGGACGUAUGCAUACAGGUGCACGUGUACUUCCUUUUGAAGAAGCUUUACCGAACGUGUUCUGAUUUCGAGGUUUAGCAGUAGCUAGCUGUAUUAGUGCCACUGCAGUAUUUCUUUAGCAUGGGGAUUGCCGAGUGACCAGCACGCUGGACUCCGAGGUGUUCAGACAAGACGCAGGGGAGCAGUGGCCGUCGUCCUCCAGGCCAGGAGCCUCUUCAUCCCUGCGCGUGUGGACUGCAUGAUGAAGAAUCCACAGGAGGACUUUGUGACUGUCAUUUGCUGCUUUCUUUUUCUGCGCUUCCAUAACAAGUGUUGGCCAAUGGGACUUUUCUUCCGGCCGCUGCCCACUGGGGCUCAGCAUGGUCGUCCUUCCACUGGGAGCCGUCCGUCUCUCUUCGCCCGAGGAGGGAGGGAGGCGGGCCAGGCAGUGGACAGAACUGGAGGCAGUCCCUCUAGGGAAUGGGACUGCGAGGCCACACUUGUGAAACAUUGGGACUGCUGUUCUGGAGCUUUUAUUUCUGGUGUGUGCGUUGCACAGCUGUUUGAAAUGUUCAAUAAAGCUUUAUAAACUUUA
Molecule: messenger RNA, 2071 nt
Organism: Lepus europaeus (European hare)
Lineage: Eukaryota; Metazoa; Chordata; Mammalia; Lagomorpha; Leporidae
Gene: BLCAP
Product: BLCAP apoptosis inducing factor
Exons: 2
Coding region: 259-522 (87 amino acids)
Source: RefSeq, a predicted model, not a curated record